Messenger RNA from Nicotiana tabacum (common tobacco), 1817 nucleotides. RefSeq names its product glucan endo-1,3-beta-glucosidase 2-like. Gene Ontology annotation, molecular function: hydrolase activity, hydrolyzing O-glycosyl compounds. Lineage: Eukaryota; Viridiplantae; Streptophyta; Magnoliopsida; Solanales; Solanaceae. Gene Ontology annotation, biological process: carbohydrate metabolic process. The record is from RefSeq and is a predicted model, not a curated record.
AUGGAAAAUAACAGGGCUUUGCUUUUCUUGCUGUUUUUAGCUGUUUCUGCAGUUUUUGCUGAUGAAGAUGUCUUUAUUGGUGUGAACAUUGGAACAGAACUUUCGGACAUGCCUCAUCCAACUCAAGUAGUUGCACUUCUUAAAGCUCAGCAAAUUCGACAUGUCCGACUCUUCAAUGCAGAUCGCGGCAUGCUCCUUGCACUUGCAAAUUCAGGCAUAAAAGUUGCUGUUUCCGUGCCCAACGAACAGCUCCUUGCUGUUGGUCAAUCAAAUGCUACUGCCGCUAAUUGGGUUGCUCAAAAUGUUGUUUCGCAUUAUCCAGCUACCAACAUCACAACUAUUUGUGUUGGUUCCGAGGUUCUAUCCGCCCUGCCAAAUGCUGCAUCUAUCCUCAACAAUGCCCUUAAGUUCAUCCAUUCAGCGCUCGUGGCAUCUAACCUGGAUAGGCAAAUAAAAGUUUCAACGCCUCUAGCUUCUUCCAUCAUCCUCGACUCGUUUCCUCCAUCUCAGGCCUUCUUCAAUCACACUCUGAAACCAGUAUUAGUACCAAUGCUGAAAUUCCUGCAAUCCACUGGUUCUUAUUUCAUGCUAAAUGUGUAUCCUUAUUACGACUACAUGCUAUCCAACGGUGUUAUUCCACUAGAUUAUGCUCUCUUCAGGCCCCUAGCUGCAAAUAAAGAAGCAGUGGACUCCAACACACUUUUGCAUUAUACUAACGUCUUUGAUGCAAUGGUUGAUGCUGCUUACUUUGCUAUGCUUGAUCUCAAUUUCACUAAUAUUCCAGUUAUGGUGACUGAAUCGGGCUGGCCAUCACAGGGCGACUCCGAUGAACCUGAUGCUACUUUAGACAAUGCCAACACGUACAACAGCAAUCUGAUAAAGCAUGUCCUAAACAAAACCGGAACUCCUAAGCAUCCCGGUAUUGCUGUUAGUACGUACAUCUACGAGCUAUACAAUGAGGACAAUAAGCCAGGGCAUUUGUCAGAGAAGAAUUGGGGAUUAUUUAAUGCCAACGGCACACCAGUUUAUAUUCUACGCUUGACUGAAUCAGGGUCUAUGUUUGCAAAUGAUACUUCGAAUCAGACUUAUUGUGCUGCCAAAGACGGGGCAGAUUCUAAAAUGCUACAAGCUGCUUUGGAUUGGGCUUGCGGACCUGGUAAGGUGGAUUGUUCAGCGUUGUUGCAGGGGGAACCGUGUUAUGAACCAGAUAAUGUCGCUGCACACGCUACCUAUGCUUUUGAUGCCUACUAUCACAUGAUGGGUAGGGCUCCUGGGACUUGUGACUUCAACGGGGUAGCUACUAUCACCACAACAAAUCCAAGUCAUGGUUCUUGUGUAUUUUCUGGAAGUCUUGGCAGAAACGGCACUUUUCUAAAUGGCACGGCUCCAGCUAUGGAUUCUACGACUUCAUCAGCUUCUCCUGCUCGGUAUUUAAACAACAAUGCCUAUUCAACAAUGCUGACAAUUCUGGGAAUUCUUGUAUGGAGCAUGAAUCUAUUGUAGCAUGAUAACACUUGCGAUAUUGCCAUUGCAGAAGGUGAAACAUGCACAUUUUCUUUUCAAGAAACGCGACUAAGUUAUCGUCGAUCCCAUUACCUUUUUGGAACAGGAAGUAGGUUUACUGAUCUUCAGACACUGCAUAAUUUUGUACAAAGCCACGAGGAGGGCCUGUAUGUAGUUUCUUUGGUAGUGUAGGGGUGAAACAUUGAACCACUUUACAAUUCUUUACAUUUGUUCUAUUGGUUUCCUUAUGAUCAUUGGAAUUCCAAUUUCUUUCUCUUGCCUAAAGGCCUUUCUAGUUCUUGUGAUUUACUUCC